This is a messenger RNA of Mixia osmundae IAM 14324, 1749 nucleotides long. RefSeq lists its product as uncharacterized. NCBI's taxonomy places the organism in Eukaryota, Fungi, Basidiomycota, Mixiomycetes, Mixiales, Mixiaceae. The record is from RefSeq and is a predicted model, not a curated record. The transcript is spliced from 3 exons. Gene Ontology annotation, molecular function: metal ion binding; acid phosphatase activity. The coding region runs from base 1 to 1749 and encodes 582 amino acids.
AUGCGUCCAGCGACGGCCUGGACAUGUCUGCUCGCUUGCAUCGCGCCCGCAGCCAACGCGGUAUCGCUGGCGGAGCUGGAGAGCAAUGUCGCCUAUAAAUCACCUUCGCUGGAAGUUCGGGCGCUCGAAGUUCCGCUACAUCGUGUCCAUCAGCGUCUUGUCAAGCGCGGCAGCAACUCGUCCUCUUACUACACCGGAAAGGUGUCAUUCCCGCUCGGCAUAGCCUCUGGCGAUCCUUACCAGGAUGGCAUAUUGCUUUGGACUAUGCCACAUGCUCAGUCGACGCAAGCGGCGAUCUGCCUCACCUAUGCAGUCUCAAAGUCCUCCUCGAUGUCAAAACCUGUGGCAACGGGCAAGGCGAGCACGACUCAAGACGUGUCCUACUCGUACAAGGUCAUCGUGUCCGGUUUGCAGCCCUACACGCAAUACUACUACCAAUUCACAAGCUGCGCUGGAGCUAGCAAAGGCAAGAGUCAGGUCGGCCGCUUCAAGACGCUUCCCAGCGAAAAGGUCGAGCAGCCGUUUAGUGUGGCAUUCUUCUCGUGUUCAAACUGGCCAGCAGGCUGGUUCAACUCCUAUGGAGACUUUGCAAAGCGCAACAUUGACUAUUCUGUCCAUCUUGGCGACUACAUCUACGAAUACGCAGCUGGCGACUAUGGCAAUGCUACUGCCAUAGGGAGAGCGAUAGACUCCCCCCUGAACGAGCUCGCUACGCUCAAAGACUACGAGAUGCGGCACAGACAGUACAAGACCGAUCCUGACUCGCAAGCUUUCCAUGCACAUGCUGCUCAUAUUGCAGUCUGGGACGAUCACGAGGUGGCAGACAACUCUUACAAGGCUGGCUCAGCAGAUUCGAACAACACCGUUCAAGGCGAAGUCGGAGGUCUGAAGUUCUCGCAACGCAAGGCCAACGCAGUGACCGCUUACUACCGGUUCAUGCCUAUCCGUCAGGUUUCGACCGACGACAAGCUCAGGAUCUACCGCACUUUCCGCGUAGGCAAGCUGGCAACGCUCGUCAUGCUCGAUACGCGCCAUUACGACCGUGAUCUAACGGAUCUCUACUACAACACCGAUUAUGUCGCUUCCAUCAGUGGCAACCAGAAUAGAUCGAUCAUGGGCACAAAGGAGGAACAUUGGCUCUACAAUCAAUUCAGCCAGAUCGCAAAGAACGGCACGCAAUGGCCACUGAUCGGACAACAAGUCGUCUUUGCCAACGAAUACUAUGACGAGACGGGCUUUGACUUUGAUUACGAUGCAUGGUCGGGCUACAAAGCGAAUGCGCAGAGACUACUCGAUCAUCUCAAGAGCAACAAGCUGCAGAACACCAUCAUACUCAGCGGCGACUCCCAUGCCAACUGGGUCAACGACAUCACACGCAACGACACGGCGUACGACCCUGUAUCUGGCAAGGGCUCGGUAGCUGUCGAGUUUGCAGGCACGGCAGUCUCAUCUCCGUCUUCUUACGGCAAGAACCUGACUUCUGCCGAGUAUACACAACGUGCCAAGAACCUCACUGCAGUGAACCCGUUCCUCAAAUGGGCCGAGGGAGAGAAACGAGGUUACUUCGCGCUCAAUGUCACCAAAGACGUUGUCACGAGUACCUUCUAUGCGAUGAGAUACCAGAACAAGCGAAGCUCAGAGGUCGACAUCAACGCAGUCUUUCACGUUGAUGCUGGCGCGAACAGGAUUCGCAGGCCAGUAGCUGGCAAAAGUGUCACUUAUGGCUCCCUUGGUCAGGGAGGAAGCUGA